CUUUCCCCCAUCACUUCGCAUCAUCUUGUUGAACCAUCGUCUUCUUGUCUACUGCCUACUUCCUUGCUCCUUCCUUCAUUCUCCCUCUCAACCGCUUCUCCACCACCUUUAUUGUUUUCGUACGUCCCUAUUACUUCUUAAUUCCUCGCCAGCUUUCUUUUCCCCUCCUUCCACUAUCGCGCUCCAUGUCUAUCAGGGUAUCAUCGUUCCCUACUCGCUCCUAUCGCCCAUUGCAGUGCCGGACCUGCAAGGAGCUGCUGCUGAACCCGGUCACCCUACCUUGCGGCUUUACCGUCUGCCAGACGUGUGUACCGCCCGCUCAGACCAUCGCCUUCCAGCAACAAGUACGCUGUCCCUUCCGUACCUGUACCAGGUCCAACCUCCACCUGCCCGACCAGCUCACCAUCGAUGUCACACUCCAGAACCUGACAACGGCACUUCGGACAGCUGCACUACACUUGACCAGAGAGAAGCCUUCACUGUGCCAUCCACCAGAUACAUUGCCCGCAGACACGCUACUGCAUACUAGCGAGUUGACCAAUCAUGUCAGGAGUUCCGCGGUGGAUAGCCCCAACACCUUUUGCGAAUCUGACGCUGCCGAGACGUUGGUGUCGCACUCCACACCGCCGUCUGUCUUUUACCGGAGCAUGCCCUUCAUCAUUGACGCCAUUCGCCCGAAGAUCCAGCAGGAGAUCGAGUGCCAAGUCUGCUUCCUAGUCUUUGACCAGCCAAUCACCACUUACUGUGGCCACACCCUUUGCAGAUCCUGCCUUAUCACAUCCCUCGACCACAAGCCCUGUUGCCCGCUCUGCCGCCGUAAGCUGCCCCUGUACAUGCACUAUCACAAUCAGGCACCUAACAAGGCUCUCGUUCGCUUUAUCCAGUACUUGGCCAGUCGCCCAAACGCUAGUGAGGCCGAUGACAUUCCGCCUGAGGACCGCGAGAUCCAGUCGACACUAGCAAUGACUCCGUUAUUUAUCAAUUCUCUCAUUUUUCCACGGAUGCCCUGUUACCUACUGGUCUUUGAGCCUCGGUACCGGAAGCUUCUAAGGAAUGUCCUAAAGACGGAAAGCAAGCUGUUUGGGAUGGUACUGCCACCACAGCCGCAAAAGGGUCGCACUUCGGAGACAGCGGCCUGGGAGCCAAGCAUGGAGUACGGAACACUGCUCAAGGUUCUUUCCUGCGAGCUCUUGCCGGACGGACGGGCUUUGGUCGAGACUGUGGGUGUCUCGCGCAUCCAAAUUCUGACAUAUUCCAUGAUGGACGGCUACUAUACCGCGACGGCAAUCGAGUUAGUCCAUGAUAUACCAGUAGAACAGGAAGUUGGUCUUGAGAGGGCUGCUCUGAAGGCCGCGAUGGAGGCUGCUGUUGCACGCGAGAAAGCGCAGCGCGCCGAUGAGGAGACAUCCAGAAGAGUGACAGAAAAGGACGGGGAACAGGAUGAGGCGGAAGCCUUGAUCGGGACACCGUACAAGCAGAGAGAGGAUGAGGACAGGUCUCAUUCCACAGCGGUCUCUAGUGGUAUGCGCUCGCUGCACCGCCGACGUUCACCUCAGCCUUCUUCAGCCGACUCUUUAACGCCUUUGGCCUCUGAAGACGAUGCCAUGGUCCGUAACGGUAGCCUGGGCUGGACACAAUCAGAUGGUGGAUCAAGAGACCUUAGGCUAUCUGCACAGGAGCUGCCAGAAAGGCUAAAUCAUCUAGGGCUUCAAGAUCUGCAUGAAGUUGAUCUGGAAACACUAUCGCGGAAGCAAUUGAUGCAGAUCCUCUUAGGGUUUGUGGGGCAGAUGCAGGAACGACUCGGCCCUCUGGCGACGCAGCGUCUGCAGCGCGAAUUUGGAGAGAUGAUUGAGGACGACGGACAGGCGUUCUCGUUUUGGGUGGCAUCGAUCUUGCCUGUGCGUCACUAUCAAAAGUAUGAGCUGCUGCGAGUGUCGUCGGUUCGGCAGCGGCUACUGAUGGUCCUGGAGUGGAUCAAGGACAUUGAAGCACGACGAUCGCUGGCCGUGUGUACGAUAUCCUGAACAUGGAUAGAGACACGUUUAGACAACCAUUAUUUAUAUAUAUUUUAAUAUAUCUCUUUUGCUGCUUUUGAUAAACGAUCUCCUUACCAG
Messenger RNA from Gamsiella multidivaricata, 2114 nucleotides. Its product is annotated as PUA-like domain-containing protein. The record is from RefSeq and is a predicted model, not a curated record. The transcript has a single exon. The coding region runs from base 186 to 2024 and encodes 612 amino acids. Lineage: Eukaryota; Fungi; Mortierellomycota; Mortierellomycetes; Mortierellales; Mortierellaceae.